Messenger RNA from Haplochromis burtoni (Burton's mouthbrooder), 1158 nucleotides. RefSeq names its product protein RIC-3-like. Gene Ontology annotation, cellular component: neuron projection; neuronal cell body; intracellular membrane-bounded organelle. The coding region runs from base 1 to 1158 and encodes 385 amino acids. Gene Ontology annotation, biological process: synaptic transmission, cholinergic; protein localization to cell surface. The transcript has a single exon. The record is from RefSeq and is a predicted model, not a curated record. Lineage: Eukaryota; Metazoa; Chordata; Actinopteri; Cichliformes; Cichlidae.
AUGACUCAAGUGAUACCCUUAUAUGGCUUUGGGAUCCUUCUUUACAUCAUACAUAAGCUGACAUGUAGGGGGAAGGCUAAUAAACCAGGGAAGAACUCUGCAGUAACCAUGGGAACCAGCAAGGACACAAUCACUGCUAAUGAGGUUGCCAGGCUGCAGGAGAGACUUCUCCAACCUGAAGAGAUGAUGGAGAGGAUUGUGUCCAGGAGGAACAAUAGUUCUGGGAGUGGUAGACGAAGGAGGAGUAACACCACCACGUCAAAAAAGGAGGAGAAAUUACUCAGGCAGCUGAGACAGAUCACACAGCUUAUUCAAGAGAGCAGAUUGGAGGGAGCCUCCCCAGAGAUGGAGGCCGAGGAGGUCCCAUACGGUGCAGACUGGGAAGGUUACCCAGAGGAGACCUACACAGAGUAUGAUGAACCCUGCCUCAGACGUGGGUUUAAGACGGUUAAACUAGAGGAACCCCCCACACAGCCCACCGCUGAGGCCCUAGCAGAGAGGAUGGAGCAAGAGGAGGAAGAGGUUAUGGCAAGGAAACUUUCCAUAGUGCGAGAGGAAGAGGAAGAGGAAGAAGAUGAGGAGGAGGAGGACAUAGAAGCACAAGAUGAAGAGGAUGAAGAGGAAGAGGAAGAAGAGGAGGGAAUAGAAGAAGCUAUGGGAGUAGAGGAAGACAUAGAUGAGGAAGAGGAUGAUGAGGAGGAGGCAGAGAAAAGGCAGUUGCUCCGUCCUCCAUCAUCCCAGCCGGGUCCUGAAAGAACGACAACAAGAAUUGGUUUGGAGGCGAAGAAAGAGCUGCAGUGUAACAAUAGCGGGAAGAAGCAAAUCAGCUUCAGCGAGCACAAGGAUGUCUUCCACUACCCUAAAGAGGACACUUACGAGGAUGGGGAAGAGGACAAGGAAGAUCAGAUGGAGGAGGAGGACGAGGACACAGAAGUGGAAGAAGAGGAGGAAGCUGAUGAAGAUGACCCAGUGAUGGAGGCAGAGAGCCUGCAGUUCAGCUGUGAUGACAGUUCAAAUCCAGAGGAGGAAGCAGAGGAGGAUAUAGAAGGCAAUAUUUUAAUGUCAGCAAACGUGGAGGGGGAGGGUCGAAUCUCUGCAGACACACCCAAGGAAGUCGGGGUGAGCGGCCUGAGGAUGCGGAACAGGAGGGAGACAUAA